This is a messenger RNA of Equus quagga, 4555 nucleotides long. It is a transcript of the gene REXO1, whose product is annotated as RNA exonuclease 1 homolog. The transcript is spliced from 17 exons. Gene Ontology annotation, molecular function: nucleic acid binding; exonuclease activity. Gene Ontology annotation, cellular component: nucleus. The record is from RefSeq and is a predicted model, not a curated record. Bases 142 to 3888 code for a protein of 1248 amino acids. NCBI's taxonomy places the organism in Eukaryota, Metazoa, Chordata, Mammalia, Perissodactyla, Equidae.
GACGUCCCGGGGGCCUCCGGGGGCCUCGGAGCAAGAUGGCGGCGGCGGGGUCCGUGAGGCGCGGGCGGCGGCGACCGCGGCGCCAGUGAGGGCCCGGGGGCCCGGGCGGCUCCGGGCCGGGGCCCCGCCGCGGGACGGACCAUGCUACGCUCCACCGGCUUCUUCCGGGCCAUCGACUGCCCUUAUUGGGCCGGGGCGCCCGGGGGACCCUGCCGGCGGCCUUACUGUCACUUCCGGCACCGAGGGGCCCGGGGCCCGGGCGCGCCCGGUGGCGGCGGCGGAGCGGCGCCCCCCGCAGCAGGACUUGGCUAUGACCCGUACAACCCCGAGCUGCCCAAGCCCCCAGUGCAGAGGGAGAAUGGUGCCCUGGGCAGAGAGGACACGCCCCGCUCGGACAUCCUGGAGCUGGAGCUGGUCAACCAAGCCAUCGAGGCCGUGCGCUCCGAGGUGGAGCUGGAGCAGCGGCGGUACCAGGAGCUCCUGGAGACGGCCCGCGAGCACGGCUCUGCUGAGGCCCCUGCCCUGGCGCCCCGCGGCCCCGCUGCCUGCACCGCCGCCAGCCUGGACGAGGACGCCUUCUCGCUGUCCUUUGACUACAACCCCAGCGGCCGCAGCCUGCUAAGCCCCGAUGCCACCUACCAGCCCACCCCUCUGGCUGCACCUGCCGAGCCGGGCAGCAAGUACUCGCUGGCUUCUCUGGACCGGGCUCAGGGCCACAGUGGAGGGGGCAGUGGCGCCUUGGAGUACGUCCCCAAGGCUGUGAGCCAGCCUCGGCGGUACAGCCGCCCCGUCCCCAGUGGCAAGUACGUGGUGGAUGACUCCAAGCCGUCCACAGACCUGGAGUACGACCCGCUGUCCAACUUCUCCGCCCGCCUGCUCGGCAGGGCCGGCUCCAAGGACGACAGGGCCCCCAAGCGGCCCAGGGGUGCCCGCGCCCGCGAGCCCUACACGCCCGCACCCAAGAAGCCCUGUGACCCCUUUGGCGGCUGUGACGCCAGGUUCUCGGACUCCGACGAUGACGCCGCCGUUGUUCCGAGUGACAGGCCCGCCACCUGCAGCCCCCCAAGAGCCCGAGUGGGCACCGAGAGCAAGGUCCCCGGGAAGCCGGGCUCCAGGGACGGCCAGGAGCCUGAGGAGGGUGGCCCACGGGAGACCAAGGAGAUGGCCGUGCAGUAUGAUGUGGGGGACCUCGGGCAGCCCCCCAAGGGCCCAGGCGAGCCGCCCCCAGCCAAGCCGCCCCUGGCCAAGCCCAGCUCCCCGGCCCAGGCCUCCCAGGACCACAGUAGCCCCAAGGAGGAAAAACCCAAGAAGAAGAAGCGGGGGGCGCCGCCGGCCCCCAGCCACAGGGACGGCGUGCAGAAGACAGACCGUGGGAAGGAGGGAGAGCGCGCAAAGCCGUCAGAGAAGCCCUGUGCGGACAGGAGGGGCCCGCAGGCCGGCAGCCCCCGGCACAGGGCGCAGCGGCCCCAGGGGACCAAGAAGAAGCCAUCUCCGGCCACCCCAGUGGCCAACUCAGGGAAAGACCGGCCACGGCCCAGCCCCACCGGAGGGGGCGCCCCCCUGCCGCCCGACAGGACGGGCCGGCUGAGCCCAGCGGGGAAGCUGGUGGAGCGGAAGGCCCGCUCGCUGGACGAGGGCACCUCCCGGGACGCCCCCAAGCUGCCGAGGCGGGCCCUGAGCCAUGCUGACCUCUUCGGGGACGAGAGCGAGGACGAGGACCCGGGACCCGCGGGGCCUGGACUCCGGCCCCCCGCCCUCCCCAGCCUCAGCUCCACCUCGGACUCGGACUCGGACUCCAGCCUGGGCCUCUUGGCUGCUGGGGGGCCGCCCAAGCGCCUCAAGGCCUCCCCGCCCGCCUCGCCGGGCCCGUCCUCCUCGUCCUCCUCCUCCUCAGGGGCGGGCUCAGACGUGGACUACGCAGCCCUGGAGAAGGAGGUCGACUUCGACUGUGACCCCAUGGAGGAGUGCCUGCGCAUCUUCCACGAGUCCACCAGCGUCAAGACAGAGGACAAGGGCCGGCUGGCCCGGCAGCCCCCCAAAGAAGAGAAGAUUGAGGACAAGGGCCAUUCGGGUCUGACCACUCUGUUCCCUGGGCAGAAGCGGAGAAUUUCUCAUCUUUCCAAGCAAGGCAAGGAGGCAGAGCCUGUGAGGAGAGGCCCGGCGCCGCCCGCCCGGCCCCUGACCGCCCAGGAGGUGUGUUACCGGCGGGCCCAGCAGGCGCUGAGGGCAUCAGCCAGCUGGCUCCAGGCUGCCCAGCGGCCAGCCGAGAAGCUGUCCUCCGCCCACAUCUCGGCCCCAGGGGAGAGGAAGAGGAUCGCCCACAUCCCCAACCCCCGCCUGGCUGCAGGGCCAGGCCCAGGGUCAGAGCUGGACAGAAGACCCCCUGCCCACACACAUGGGUCACCUUCUCUGGCCUGCUGCCCCGCCUGGAGCCCUGGGAGGCAGCUGGCAGCCCCCACAGGUGCCAAGAGGACCCUCGAGGCCAGCAGCAGCCAGCCCCCCAAUGGCCCCGAGCCGGGCAGCCAGCCCCUGAAGACGCGCACGUUGUCGGGCAUGGCGUCCAAGACCACCACCACCGUCACCCCCAAGCGCGUGGCGCACAGCCCCUCCUUACAGAGCUUAAAGAAGCCCAUUAUCCCCAAAGAGUUCGGGGGCAAAGUCCCCACCGUCAUCCGCCAGCGGUACCUCAACCUGUUCAUUGAGGAGUGUCUCAAGUUCUGCUCUUCAAACCAGGAAGCCAUAGAGAAGGCGCUGAACGAGGAGAAGGCGGCCUAUGACCGUAGCCCCAGCAAGAACAUCUACCUGAGUGUGGCCGUGAACACCCUCAAGAAGCUGCGGGGCCUGGUUCCCAGCGCCGUGCCUGGGCUCAACAAAACCAGCAGCCGGAGGGUUGUGUCUCACGAGGUGGUGCUGGGGGGCAAGUUGGCUGCCAAGACCAGCUUCUCGCUUAGCCGCCUGAGCAGCCCCCGGGUGGAGGAUCUGAAAGGGGCCACCCUGUAUGGCCGCCUCAAGGAGUACCUGCUCACCGAAGACCAGCUCAAGGAGAACGGCUUCCCCUUCCCGCACCCCGAGCGCCCAGGGGGCGCCGUCAUCUUCACGGCCGAGGAGAAGAAGCCCAAGGACUCCUCCUGUAGAAUCUGCUGCCGCUGUGGCGCCGAGUACCUCGUGGCUGCCUCGGGCCGCUGCGUGCGCGACGAGGAGUGCUACUACCACUGGGGGCGGCUCCGCCGGAACCGAGUGGCGGGCGGCUGGGAGACUCAGUACGCGUGCUGUUCAGCUGCUGUUGGCGCCACCGGCUGCCAGGUCGCCAAGCAACACGUGCAGGACGGCCGGAAGGAAAACCUCGAAGGCUUUGUGAAGACUUUCGACAAAGAGCUUCCAGAAGAUGCGCACCCGGGAAUCUACGCCCUUGACUGUGAGAUGUCCUACACCACGUACGGUCUGGAGCUGACACGCGUCACCGUGGUGGACACGGACAUGCAGGUCGUCUACGACACGUUUGUCAAGCCAGACAACGAGAUCGUCGACUACAACACCAGGUUUUCGGGCGUGACUGAGGCCGACCUCACCGACACGAGCAUCUCACUACGGGACGUCCAGGCCGUCCUGCUGAGCAUGUUCAGCGCCGACACCAUCCUCAUUGGACACAGCCUGGAGAGCGACCUGCUGGCCCUGAAGGUCAUCCACAGCACCGUGGUGGACACGUCCGUGCUCUUCCCGCACCGCCUGGGCCUCCCCUACAAGCGCUCCCUGCGGAACCUCAUGGCCGACUACCUCAGACAGAUCAUCCAGGACAACGUGGACGGGCACAGCUCCAGCGAGGACGCCAGCGCCUGCAUGCACCUGGUGAUCUGGAAGAUCCGAGAAGACGCCAAGACCAAGCGGUGACCGCCGCCCCGCCCGCCCGCGCCUCUCCCACAGCCCCGCCAGUCCUUAGCCCCAGGCCUCUUCCAGAACAGUGCAAUAAAUCUCGAGAGCUAACCCUGUCCCGGCGCCCGGCCGGAACACCCACCAAGAGGACCCCCGCGCCCCACCCCACACCCAAACUGUCCCCCGACCGCUGCCGACUCACGGGCUGAGGCGGCCGCUCGUGUCCCCGUGGGCCACGAGCCACCUGCUCCUGCCCCCUCUCACCAGUGGGAGCAGGCAGGUGGGUGGGCUUGUGGCCAUUUGUUUGAGACAGGGGUAUCUUUUGUUAUUUUGUAUUAUUAUUUUUAUUAUGUUUAAUUUAAACCUGACCACUCGCACAGUUGUCUUCCCGACCCAGAGGAGCAGGACCCUGGUGCUGCCUGCCCUCCUGGGGUCUGGGAGCCGUCAGCCGGCGCCUCGGCAGCCACCGGGACCCAGGAGUCCAGCCGGCCUAGGCCUGGACGGGCGGGAGGGCUGCCCCCAGCCCGCCUGGGCUCCGUGACCUCCGAACCGAGCCAGCCCCCCUGCCAGCCCCCAGGCCUGCAGGUCUUCCCACCAUGGGGGCUGUCUCUGAGGGCCGCAGCCCUGAGCGCCUGAGCCUCCCCAGCCCCGGGCAGGGAUGGAAUAAACGUUUGUAUGGAUUUUA